GUGAUGCAUUCCGUGCAUGCUGAUGUGGUAUUCGUGUUGCCUUGGAUUCGAGUUUUAAGCCACGAUAUGCGAGCCACAUCGCGGGGAGCAGAAAAGGGAAAGCGAGGGGAAGACGUGGAAAAGCGAGGGAUGAAGAGGGAAGGGGGAACAGGAUAG
Closterium sp. Naga37s-1 is the source of this 156-nucleotide messenger RNA. The record is from the annotation of a GenBank genome assembly. NCBI's taxonomy places the organism in Eukaryota, Viridiplantae, Streptophyta, Zygnematophyceae, Desmidiales, Closteriaceae.